UGCCUGUAGUGAUUGUAGUUGUAAAGAGAGGGCUAUAUGGGGUAUUGGGUGAAAUUAUGGGAGAAUUCAUUUUUUAUAGUCUCUGCAACACAGAACAUGAAGCGAAAAAGGAGACUGGCCUUUUUAGAAAAAUGAAGAAGGUGUAGAAGGUGUGUGUGAGCUGAUCUGAAUCCAGCAGCAUGGAUCAGUGUGAGGACAGAGAGGAGGGAGUCCCUCCCUCCGAAACCUACCCGAGGGGAAAAAAAAGAGUUGCAGAGGGUCAGAGAGAAGAAGAGAGGAAACGACCCGAACCUGAACCUGAACCUGAACCUGAAUCUGAACCUGGACCUGGUCCCAGCUGUGUGUCCUUGAAGAGUGACAAAUCCAAGGAUUUCUAUUGGGAUUUUAAAGAUACCCAACGUUCUCCCUCAGUGAGGAGACAACAUGGACCUGAACCUGAAACUGGACCUGGACCUGGACCUGGACCUGGACCCAGCUGUGUGUCCUUGAAGAGUGACAAAUCCAAGGAUUUCUAUUGGGAUUUUAAAGAUACCCAACGCUCUCCCUCUGUGAGGAGACAACAUGGACCUGAACCUGAACCUGAACCUGGACCUGGACCUGGACCCAGCUGUGUGUCCUUGAAGAGUGACAAAUCGAAGGAUUUCUAUUGGGAUUUUAAAGAUACCCAACGUUCUCCCUCUGUGAGAGUGGAUCAGCAGAUCUCAGAGUCCCCCAGCGGUCCGUCUGUCCAGCAGCAUCAGACCCAGCUGGACUCCAUCUUUCAGCUGCUGGAGGACGACAUCGUCAUGUUUGUGAAGGACGAGCUGAAGAAGAUCCAGAAGGUUCUGAGUCCAUAUUACCCAGAAUCCUCAGAGAGUAUGGAGGAGGAUGAAGAUGAAGAGCAGAAGAGCAUCAGAGAGACAUUCAUGAAGUUCACAGUGAAGUUCUUAAGGAGGAGGAAGCAGGAGAAGCUGGCUGACCUCCUGCAGAGCAAUAUCGUUGCUGCCGGUUGUCAAUCCAAACUCAAAGUUCAGCUGCAGAAGAAGCACAAGCAUGUGUUUGAGGGGACCAUUAAAGCAGGAAACCCAACCCUUCUGGAGCAGAUCUACACAGAGCUCUACAUCACAGAGGGAGGGACUGGAGAGGUCAAUGAUGAACAUGAAGUCAGACAGAUUGAAGCAGCUUCCAGGAAACCAGACAGAGCAGAAACAACCAUCAGACAGGAAGACAUCUUUAAACCCCCACCUGGAAGAGGAGGACCAAUCAGAACAGUGAUGACGGAGGGGGUGGCUGGCAUUGGGAAAACAGUCCUAACACAGAAGUUCAGUCUGGACUGGGCUGAAGGCAGAACCAACCAGGACAUCCAGUUCCUGCUUCCAUUCACCUUCAGAGAGCUGAAUGUGCUGAGAGACAGAAGGUUCAGCUUGGUGGAACUAGUUCAUCACUUCUUCAGUGAAACCAGAAAAAUGUGCAGCUUUGAAGAGUUCCAGGUCGUGUUCAUCUUUGACGGUCUGGAUGAGAGUCGACUUCCUCUGGACUUCCACAACUCUACAAUCGUCAGUGACCCCAGAAGGUCCACCUCAGUGGACGUGCUGCUGACAAACCUCAUCAGGGGGAACCUGCUUCCUUCUGCUCGCCUCUGGAUCACCACACGACCCGCAGCAGCCAAUCAGAUCCCUCCUGAGUGUGUUGACAUGGUGACAGAGGUCAGAGGGUUCACUGACCCACAGAAGGACGAAUACUUCAGGAAGAGGUUCAGAGAUAAGAAGCAGACCACUAGGAUCAUCUCCCACAUCAAGACAUCACGGAGCCUGCACAUCAUGUGCCACAUCCCAGUCUUCUGCUGGAUCACUGCUACGGUCCUGGAGAACGUCCUGGAGAAAGUCCUGGAAACCAGAGAGGGAGGGAAGCUGCCCAAGACCCUGACUGAGAUGUACAUCCACUUCCUGGUGGUCCAAGCCAAACUGAAGAAGGUCAAGUAUGAUGGGGGAGCUGAGACAGAUCCACACUGGAGUCCAGAGAGCAGGAAGAUGAUCGGGUCUCUGGGAAAACUGGCUUUUGAGCAGCUGCAGAAAGGAAACCUGAUCUUCUAUGAACCAGACCUGAGAGAGUGUGGCAUCAAUGUCAGAGAGGCUGCCGUGUACUCAGGAGUGUUCACCCAGAUCUUUAGAGAGGAGAGCAGCCUGUACCAGGACCAGGUCUUCUGCUUCAUCCACCUGAGUGUUCAGGAGUUUCUGGCUGCUCUUCAUGUCCAUCUGACCUUCAUCAAGUCUGGAGUCAACCUGCUGAAGGAUCAACGAACAACUCACCCUUCUUCAACCAGUUUCUAUCAGACAGCUGUGGACAAGACCUUACAGAGUCCAAACGGACACCUGGACUUGUUCCUCCGCUUCCUCCUGGGUCUCUCAGUGGAGACCAAUCAGACUCUCUUACGAGGUCUGCUGGAACCAGAACAAAGAAGUUCACAGAACAAUGUGGAAACUAUCAAAUACAUCAAGAAGAAGAUCAGUGAGGAUCUGUCUGCAGAGAGAAGCAUCAACCUGUUCCACUGUCUCAAUGAACUGAACGAUCGGUCUCUGGUGGAGGACGUCCAACGGUCCCUGGGGUCUGGAUGUCUCUCCACAGAUAAACUGUCUCCUGCUCAGUGGUCGGCUCUGGCCUUCAUCUUACUGUCAUCAGGAGAUCUAGAUGUGUUUGACCUGAAGAAGUUCUCAGCUUCAGAGGAGGUUCUACGGAGGCUGCUGCCGGUGGUCAAAGCCUCCAAGAAAGUUGUACUGAGUGGCUGUAACCUCUCAGAGGACAUCUGUCCACUUCUGUCCUCAGUUCUCAGCUCUCAGUCCUCCAGUCUGACAGAACUGGACCUGAGCAACAACGACCUGCAGGAUUCUGGACUGGAGCAGCUGUGUCCUGGACUGGAGAGUCUACACUGUAAACUGGAGUCUCUCAGGCUGUCCGGCUGUCAGAUCUCAGAGGAAGGAAGUGCUUCUCUGGUCUCAGCUCUGACCUCCAACCCCUCCCACCUGAGAGAGCUGGACCUGAGCUACAACCAUCCAGGGGAGUCAGCAGGGAAGCUUUUGUCUGCUGGACUGGAGAAUCCCCGCUGGAGACUGGACACUCUCAGGGUGGAGCCUGCUGGACAACGAUGGUUGACACCAGGAGGUCCAAGGAAGUAUUCCUGUCAACUCACCAUCGACACAAACACAGUCCACAAGAACAUCCAACUGUCUGACAACAACAGGAAGAUGACACGUGUGGAGGAGCAUCAGUCAUAUCCUGAUCAUCAAGACAGGUUUGAUUACUGUUCUCAGCUUCUGUGUAGAGAAGUUCUGACGGGUCGCUGUUACUGGGAGGUCCAGUGGAGCGUACUAGUUUGUGUAUCAGUGAGUUACAAAAGAAUCAGCAGGAGAGGAAACUCUGUUGACUGUUGGUUUGGAAGAAACGAUCAUUCCUGGAGUCUGGACUGUUCUCCAGAUGGUCGGUACCAAGUCCGGCACAAUAACAGACAAACAUCCGUCACCUCCUCAUCUCCAUCUUCAGACUCUGACAGAGUAGCAGUGUACGUGGACGUUCCUGCUGGAACUCUGUCCUUCUAUGAAGUCGUCUCUGACAGACUGAUCCACCUCCACACCUUCAACACCACCUUCACUGAACCUCUCUGUCCUGGAUUUGGAUUCUGGUCCAGGUCUGGUUCAGUGUCUCUGUGUCCAGUUUAGUCUCAAGAGUCCUGUCAGAGAAACUGUCUUUGUUGGAUCCUGGACUUGGACUCUGGUUCUGGUUUCUCAGUGCCAAUAUGAUGAUGAUGAAGAACAGGAUGAUCACCAUUUAUCUUUAAUUUUUUGGUUUAUUGUAUUUUUAUUUGAUCUUUUUCACAUUUAACCAAAUCAUUUACUGGAUUGUUGAUGUUUCAUCAUGAAUUUGAUUGUUAUCUCAUUCUUCUUCUUUUAUUCUUGAUUCUGUCUCUAAAUGUUUUCAUUUUUUUAUUUUUUAUUUUAUUUAAUUUCUCAACAAAAACAAAACAUAAGACAGACAGGGUCAUCACAGGUGUAUAGAAAUGCGUAUUGUAGAAACAAGAUAGGAUGGGUCCGGGUUACAUUUUUAUCAAAAUAUAUUGGGUCCUUAGUGGUCAUGUGUGAUGAUUGGGGUCCUAGAGGAUUUUAGAUCCUUCACUCUGUUUCAUGUAGAUCCUAAGCUUUUUUUUCCUCGUUUUCCAGCAAAUCCAUGCUCUUAUGAUGCAAAACAACCUCUUUAAUGUAUUUCAGUCUGGAUUUCGGCCACACCACAGCACUGAGACUGUACUCAUCAAAGUCUUAAAUGAUAUUCAUCUGAAUAAUGAUGCAGGCAAAUCCUCUGUUCUGGUAUUAUUGGAUCUGAGUGCUGCAUUUGACACAGUUGAUCAUAACAUUCUUCAUAACAUUCUUCAUGAUAGGGCUUUUAUGAUGCAAAACAACCUCUUUAAUGUAUUUCAGUCUGGAUUUCGGCCUCACCACAGCACUGAGACUGUACUCAUCAAAGUCUUAAAUGAUAUUCAUCUGAAUAAUGAUGCAGGCAAAUCCUCUGUUCUGGUAUUAUUGGAUCUGAGUGCUGCAUUCGACACAGUUGAUCAUAACAUUCUUCUCAGCAGACUGGAAAAGUGGGUGGGACUUACCGGCACUGUGCUUCAAUGGUUUAAAUCUUACUUGCAUGAUAGGGCCUUCUUUGUGUCAAUAGGAAACCAUGAGUCUGAGAGAACCAAAAUCACAUGUGGGGUUCCUCAAGGGUCCAUUCUCGGACCGCUUCUAUUCAACAUCUAUAUGCUACCCCUAGCUCAGAUUAUGGAACAUCACAACAUUUCCUACCAUACUUAUGCGGAUGACACACAGCUUUAUAUUUCAGUGUCACCACAUGACUACAGUCCCCUGAUCUCAUUGAGUAACUGUAUUCACCAAAUCAAUGAGUGGAUGUGCCAGAACUUUCUCCAGCUAAAUGCAGAAAAGACAGAGGUGAUAAUUUUUGGCCCUAAAAAUGAAAGGGAAAAGAUCAGCGCUCACCUUGGCUCCAUGUCAUUGACAGCUACGAAUCAAGCCAGAAAUCUUGGUGUAAUUAUUGACUCAGACCUGAACUUCAACAGCCAUCUAAAGUUUAUCACCAAAUCUGCCUAUUACCACCUAAAAAACAUUGCUAGAAUUAAGGGUAUUCUGUCUAAACAAGACAUGGAAAAACUUAUUCAUGCAUUCAUUUUCAGUAGG
Molecule: messenger RNA, 5204 nt
Organism: Cololabis saira (Pacific saury)
Lineage: Eukaryota; Metazoa; Chordata; Actinopteri; Beloniformes; Belonidae
Product: NLR family CARD domain-containing protein 3-like
Exons: 12
Coding region: 180-3692 (1170 amino acids)
Molecular function (GO): protein binding
Source: RefSeq, a predicted model, not a curated record